AAACAUGCCUGUCUUCCGUUCAUUUAUGUAGGGUGAAAGACUGCUCAUCAGAGCAAAUAAUUUUGGGGAUUGCCAUCAUUGUGACAAUACGAGGAAUGAGACUUUUUUUUGUAGGGGAAGGUCUCGUUAUGCUCCGACAGCUCUACGUCUAUAAAUGUAAUAGUAAUAUUACGAAGGACCAGAAUUGAAUCAUGGCGUCUUGCGUUCCGGACACGAUGGAGUGCAGCAAGCAUGCAGGGGAACAAAUACAGCGAAUGUGUGCCAACUGCAAUGUGUAUGUGUGUCUCGAAUGUGUUUCUCAGAGCCAUGCUGGACAUGUGUUUAAAAAAUUUCGAGAUAUAAUGGAAGAAAAGAAAAAAGAGCUGGAACACAUUGUGAAGCUGGCUAAAAAAGAGACUAUAGAAGAUCUUGAGAAAAAAACAGAGAGAGCUCAAAAACAAAAAGAAUCGUUCUGUGAAGAAACCCAAAUUAGGAUCGAUCUUGUCGAGAAAAGGGCCAAUGCUCUAAAAACUGCAGUAGAUGCUGCUAAGGACGAAUACUUAAAAGAUCUCAAGAAAACGAUGGACGACCAUGUGAAGGAAUACGACGAAGCCGUGGAGAAAUUAAAAGCAGCAAUAAGGUCAGUCAGAUGUCUGGUUGAGGGCUAUGACCUUGUUCUAAACUCUGAAAACCAAAGCUCUGUCAUCGAUUGUUCUCGUAAUGCAGAACAUGAAAUUGAGAAGUCCAUUCCAACUGUAUCAAUUCCAAACUACAGACAUCACAACUUUGUUUUUCCUGAUAUUGGCAAUGAAAUCAAGAAGGUAUUUGCACAGAUCGAAGAUGAGGAUUCUUUGGGAUCAGAUUAUGUGGAAUUUGGGGGAAGCAGCGAAGACAGCGAUCACUAUGAGUUAAAAUCUACCCUAACCAGGCAACGCAGAUCACCAAUCAGAGUCAAGAGAUGUAAAGAGAGGGCACAGAACAGGAAAACUAACCGAAUCUUUCUGAGUGCAGACAUUCGAACACCCGCUAGAAUGAAAGUCGGAAGUGACGACCAAAAUGUUUCGUCGAUAUUUGCGAUCAAUUCAGGUGAGGCCUGGAUGAACAUCACUGAUGGAAAACAUUCUUGUGAAGUACAACGAAUUCAAAAACAUGGGCAGAUUUGUGACAGGAUUACCAGAGAGGCAGAAAACUUCUCCCUAGGGCAAAUGGACAAUUUUUAUACAACGGAGAAAAAGGGAUCUCAAAUAUUUGAAUACAACCUUUGUGAUAAAACAUUUAGCACAACUGCAAACCUGGCCCCUUACAUUGUGAAGGGAAUAAAAGUCAUGGCGUCUGGUGACCUUGCGGUAUGUGUCCUUGACAAAGAUAAUUUCACAGUGUCCAAACAGUCUAAGCGGACAAUUCGUAUUUUGAAUCCGAUAGGGACUUUCAUUGAAGACAUUGAAUUUGUUGGAAAUACCAAUAACAAACUAUUUGUACACCCACAUCGAGUGGAGGAAAGGAUAGACGAUUUCUGUGUCGUAGACCGACUGUCAGAAAAUGAGGGUCGUCUGAUUGUUGUCUCAAAAUCAAGCAAAGUCCGAUUUACCUACAAUGGCGCUGAGAAAGGCAAUAAACAUCGUUUUGAUCCACGAGACGUUGUCAUUGCCACAGACACGUCAAUCUACAUCGCCGACAGAAAUUUUGGAAUCCACCACUUGACACCCAUUGGUCAGUUUGCUCGUUAUUUGACAACUUUUGAAGAUGGUAUCUACCGCCCUCUAGCGAUUACAAUUGAUGAUGAACAGACUGCCUGGAUUGGUUGCGAGAAGGGGAUUGUUCAGAGAGUUAAAAUAACGUUUCAUGACGUUUUUAUUGAAGGACUGGGCAGCCAAGUGUCCCACGUGUAGUGAAUAUAGCCGCUGUCAUGACUAACGAGAUCAAAUUUGCUAUUUUUUGUAAUGCUUAUUAAUAUUGCUUCAUGCGCGGAUCCAGGAAUUUUUCCAGGGUGUAGGGGACCAUCCCUGCCCUCUACUAGAU
Messenger RNA from Saccostrea echinata, 1998 nucleotides. RefSeq lists its product as uncharacterized. The coding region runs from base 192 to 1868 and encodes 558 amino acids. The transcript has a single exon. The record is from RefSeq and is a predicted model, not a curated record. Lineage: Eukaryota; Metazoa; Mollusca; Bivalvia; Ostreida; Ostreidae. Gene Ontology annotation, molecular function: zinc ion binding.